GUCUCCCCGACUUUGCGGAGGAGCCCAAGUGGAGCAGCCGAUCUGGUGCUGGAAUGCUGCUGAUAACGCCGUUUGUUACUCGACGCAAUCGAGCAAUGGAAAACAGGAGUCGCUUUGGCCGCGUGCUAUAGGCAGUUGGCGCCGUGGAAUGGAGGGUGAUAAGGGCAGCGUGGCUUAUCUUGCCUAUCAAAUGGGGACGAAUUCUGCUCGGCUGCAACAGGCAUACGACGUCGAGAUACGGAGAUGAUGGGCAUGAUGAUGUCUGAGAGACAAUAUGUAUAUCACUGGGAUGGCUCGUCGAUUCUCUGCCUUUAUUCCCAUCAGUUUUCUAUCAUAUCUUUUUGAUCCAUUCUGAUCUAUCCUGACAUAUCCUAGCUCCUAUACUACAAUUCACAAUGUCUCGCUUCAGACGAUUACUCGACAAAGCGGCUGUUCCUUCAGAGCCCGGCCUGACCAACGCGCAGCUGAUGCUGUCCAAUGAAGACUUGCGGCCAGUCGAGCCCCAAAGACGCCAGUGGAAAUGGUUCAACUUCAUCGCCUUUUGGAUUGCGGAUUCGUUAAACAUCAACACUUGGAUGAUCUCCUCCUCUAUGAUCGUUGAUGGCCUAUCCUGGUGGCAGGCCUGGCUAUGUGUCUGGGCUGGUUAUUUCCUCGCUGCCUGUUUUGUCUGCUUGACUGGUCGGAUUGGUGCCAUCUAUCACAUCUCUUUUCCUGUUGCCGUUCGCUCUACGUUUGGAGUUUGGGGUUCUUUCUGGCCGAUUUUCAACCGUGCUGCGAUGGCUGUGAUUUGGUAUGGUGUUCAGUCGUAUAUUGGAGGUGAAUGUGUGACUUUGAUGAUCGAAUCCAUCUGGCCAAGCUACGCCAACCUACACAACUCUUUAUCCGCAAGUGCUGGUGUCGACACAAAGAACUUUACCAGUUUCUUCCUGUUCUGGCUCGCCUCGCUCCCAGCCCUCUGGUUCCCCGUACACAAGAUCCGUCAUCUUUUCACAGUCAAGGCGUACUAUUCUCCCAUCGCCGCCAUCGCCUUCUUCGCCUGGGCCAUUUCACGCGCUAAUGGCCUUGGUCCGAUUGUGCACCAGCCAAACACAGUCCACGGAAGCGCACUGGGUUGGGCAGUGGUGAAAUCAAUCAUGAGCUGCAUGGGUAACUUUGCAACCCUGAUUGUGAAUGACCCCGACUUUUCGAGAUUCGCACGGAAACCCAAGGAUGCCUUGUGGUCUCAACUAUUCACAAUUCCCAUCGGCUUUGGAAUCACCUCGUUCAUCGGUAUCAUUGUCUCCUCGUCCUCGCAGGUCAUCUUUGGUGGUGAUAUGGUGUGGAACCCUUUAGAUCUUCUGGGCAUGUUCCUGAAGGGCGCCAGUUCCGCAGAGCGGUUUGGUAUUUUUGUGAUCUCGACUGGUUUUGCCUUGGCUCAAUUGGGAACCAACAUUGCUGCCAACUCUGUGUCUGCUGGUACGGACAUGACCGCGUUACUUCCUCGAUGGAUCAACAUUAGACGGGGUGGAUAUAUCUGUGCAGCAGUUGGUCUUGCUAUGUGUCCUUGGAAUCUCGUCUCAUCCUCGAACCAAUUCACCACCUAUCUCUCCGCCUAUUCCCUCUUCCUUUCAUCUAUCGCGGGUGUCAUGAUCUCUGACUAUUACUUUGUCCGCAAAGGCCACCUCAACAUCCGGGACCUCUACAGUGCCGAGAAAACCGGAGCAUACUAUUACAGCGCUGGCUUUUCAUGGCACGCAUACGCCGCAUACAUCGCCGGUAUCCUGAUCAACAUCGUCGGCUUCGCAGGGGCUGUCGGACGCACGGUACCCGUGGGAGCACAGUACAUCUACAACAUCAACUACAUUUCUGGAAUCGUCGUCUCCAGCGGUGUUUAUUACAUCCUGACCCUCUUGUUCCCCAUCCCAGACAUGAACAGACAGUGGAGCGAAGCCGAUGUGGACGAGGACCAACUGGCGGUCGCAUACGGACAGGAAGUCGACGGUGACGAAGAGCGUCCGCGUCUCAGCACCGAUUCUCGACUAGCUUCUGAUGACCAAAAGGGGCCUAAGUUUUUCUCCAAGAUGAUGGGAUGAAUAGGCUAGACUUGGAAUAAUUGUACUUUUAGUUUCCCUCUUUCUCUAAUGACCUAAUGAAUAUGAUGAUACUAUUGCUGUGACUAGUAUCCUUGAGCAAAACUGGCUGAAAUGAUCUAUCUGUCUGUAUUCUAUAUCACCU
Aspergillus wentii DTO 134E9 is the source of this 2214-nucleotide messenger RNA. Its product is annotated as nucleobase cation symporter-1 family protein. The transcript has 5 exons. The record is from RefSeq and is a predicted model, not a curated record. The coding region runs from base 396 to 2072 and encodes 558 amino acids. Gene Ontology annotation, molecular function: nucleobase transmembrane transporter activity. NCBI's taxonomy places the organism in Eukaryota, Fungi, Ascomycota, Eurotiomycetes, Eurotiales, Aspergillaceae. Gene Ontology annotation, cellular component: plasma membrane. Gene Ontology annotation, biological process: nucleobase transport; transmembrane transport.